AUCGCGCAGUUGAUUGCUCUGGGCCUGACUCAGCCGACUGCGCCUCACCUGCAAUCCACUUCGCUCACUAUCGCUUGUAGUCAGCGAAGACAAAAAAAGCCUGGAUUGCCAUCGCCACGGCCUGCGCCUCGACGCAGCCAAGAGGAAGCGACAAUGGCGAGGGAGCUGUCCCCCUUCAGCGCGCGCCGGCUUCUUACGCAGCAGCUGGCGCAGGGGAGUAAUGGGCUCCCACAGCGCAAAAAGUCGCGAAGCCGCAGUCGCGAGGGAAGCUCAGGAAAUGCACCACCACACAAGGAGCCGCUUCCUGUACCAGAGCACCGCAGUGAGAGGCCGAUGAAGAGCUCAAGGCCACGGGAUGCAUCACGGGAGCGAGGCGUGAAAGAGGCGCCAUCCGCGGCAGGCAGAGAGUUGUCGCCAGAACCCUACAAGAAGCCGCGAGGAUCGUCAAGAGAGAGGAGGCGCGACAGGUCACGCGACCAUACGAGAGACCGCUCCCGCGACAGACGGCGAGACAGAGACGGAGGACGGGACAGGUCGACGGAGCGCAAGAGGAGCCGGUCACGGGAUCGUCGACGUGAUCGCUCUCGGGACAAGCGACGCGACAGAUCCAAGGACAGAGACUCGAAGAGGGACCGCUCCCAAGGACCAAGCACAGUCGGAGAGACCGCUCGCGCUCAGGAGACAGGAAGCGCAGGGACCGAUCCAAGGAAGGCCGUCGCUCCCGCUCUCCCCACCGCUCACGCAAGCAUCGAACCCGCUCAGCCUCCGCAACCUCCUCCUCCCCACCACCGAAACGUCGUCGCAGAACCCCAUCACGCUCUGCCUCUCCCCACCAGCGCACAAAGAAGCCCCUCCCCUCGCAAGAAAUAUCCUUCCGCGGCCUCGACGACUCAAAACAAGCGCCCUCCAAAUACGGCGGUGCACCCCCCGACAAGGAGAAGCCCAACUUCAAGCCCACGGGUGCCCUAGCCAAAGCCGCCAACCGCGUCGAGGGCACCAAAAUCUCCCUCAAAUACCACGAACCGCCCGAGGCCCGCAAGCCCUCGCCCUCGCAGCCCUGGCGCAUCUUCGUCUUCAAGGGCGAAGAUGUCGUCGACACCAUCGAGAUAUGGCAGAAGAGCUGCUGGCUGUUGGGCCGCUCCCAGGAGGUUGUGGAUUACGUGCUAGAGCACCCGAGCUCGAGUGGCCAGCAUGCCGUCAUACAGUUCAGAUACAUCCAAAAGACAGUCGAGGAUGAAUUUGGUGUCAAGACGAAGAAGGGAAGAGUCAAGCCGUACAUCAUCGACCUGGAGAGCAGCAACGGCACGGAGCUGAAUGGCGAGAGCGUCGAGGCGAGUCGGUACUUUGAGCUCAGGGACAAGGAUAUUCUGAAGUUUGCGGGCAGUGAGAGGGAGUAUGUGGUUAUGCUGCCCCCGCCUGACAAGCAGACUUGAAUAGGCGGACUGGGAGUAGAUAAUGUACAAAUACAAAGAAAUGUCAUGCACCUUCUGUUGGUGCUGGCUUACCUCUUUCCAA
Messenger RNA from Parastagonospora nodorum SN15, 1515 nucleotides. RefSeq lists its product as hypothetical. Lineage: Eukaryota; Fungi; Ascomycota; Dothideomycetes; Pleosporales; Phaeosphaeriaceae. The record is from RefSeq and is a predicted model, not a curated record. Bases 154 to 969 code for a protein of 271 amino acids. The transcript has a single exon.